Molecule: messenger RNA, 924 nt
Organism: Nematolebias whitei (Rio pearlfish)
Lineage: Eukaryota; Metazoa; Chordata; Actinopteri; Cyprinodontiformes; Rivulidae
Product: transcription factor ETV6-like
Exons: 7
Coding region: 1-924 (307 amino acids)
Biological process (GO): cell differentiation; regulation of transcription by RNA polymerase II
Cellular component (GO): nucleus
Molecular function (GO): DNA-binding transcription factor activity, RNA polymerase II-specific; sequence-specific DNA binding
Source: RefSeq, a predicted model, not a curated record
AUGGUUCCUGUCGCCUCAGUGCAGCCUGCAGCUGUUGUAACCACUGCGAGCAGCCAGCCUGGGCCCAUGUCUUCUCCCAGGGAUCGCACCAUUUUUUACCAUUACUCCGCCCCACUCGCUCAUAAUAAUGGUUCAGCAGCUGACAUAACGUCGCCCCGUAACCCCGUUCAAUGCCCUCAUCCCAAAGAGAGUGUCAUUCAGGAACCUCUGAACCUGUCCAGUCGAGAGAAGCCGAGGAGUCCGCUGCACAAAGCCAACGGCCGCAUACCAGAGUGCGGACUGCUGUGGGACUAUGUGUACCAGCUGCUGUGUGAUGAGCGCUACCAAGACUACAUACGGUGGGAAGACCCAGACAGCCACGUGUUCCGGAUAGUUGACCCCAACGAACUGGCACGCCUCUGGGGGAACCACAAGAACCGAGAAAACAUGACCUAUGAGAAAAUGUUAUGUGCUUUGCGGCACUACUACAAGCUGAACAUCAUCAGAAAGGAGCGAGGACAAAAACUUCUCUUCAGGUUUCUGAAGCUCCAACUGGAAAUCAAGAAGCAUCGACUUGACACAGAGUCUCCAGAACAUACGCGGGCUCAGGAUGAGGACUUUCCAGACAGAAGUCCUACACAUGAUUUCAAUGAAGACCUGUUUGAGGUUUCCCCUGAUCGGGCUUCUCCACUGUCCCCUUCGACGGGGGCUGCUGUGGGAUACAAACACAUGGACAUGGCUCACACUUUGAGCUCUGCCCUGGCUCACACUCAGAGCUCUGGCUCAGACUACGAGCUCUGGCUAAAAAUUACAGCCCUGGCUCACACUCAGAGCUCUGGCUCAGACUACGAGCUCUGGCUAAAAAUUAGAGCUCUGGCUCAGGCUUGGAGCUCUGGCACACACUUGGAGCUUUGGCUCACACUUAAAGCUCUGGCUCAAAAUUAG